Molecule: messenger RNA, 4074 nt
Organism: Coniosporium apollinis CBS 100218
Lineage: Eukaryota; Fungi; Ascomycota; Dothideomycetes
Product: phospholipid-translocating ATPase
Exons: 4
Coding region: 1-4074 (1357 amino acids)
Biological process (GO): endocytic recycling; intracellular protein transport; phospholipid translocation
Cellular component (GO): plasma membrane
Molecular function (GO): ATPase-coupled intramembrane lipid carrier activity; ATP hydrolysis activity; ATP binding
Source: RefSeq, a predicted model, not a curated record
AUGGCAGGCAGGCCCCCCGGAGGCCAUUCUACCUCGAACAACGAUGACCUUCUCCUUGACCUCGAUGACAAUGGCUCAGGCCCCGUAUAUACCUCCGGACAGCGCGCGCCUGUCAACGACGACGACCUUCUGCGCCGGUACGACAUAAAGGAUUCAGACGCACCACAAGCGCGCCCAUCUGUCAGCUACGAUGACUUCGUGGGGGGCUCAAGUCAGUCGACGUCAGGUCUGCCUGGUGGACCCGGUGCGCCACCAGCGGGCGACUCACGGCCGCCGUUUCUCCAAACUGGGGGCAGAAUGUAUUCGCAGACGUCGGACCUACAAAACUACCGGAGGUACUCAGACUAUGACGGCGCAAUGGAUGAUGACCAUUCGAUGCAAGGCUACUACGCCGGAGGAGGGGCGGACGAUGCGUCUACCGCCCCGGCCGUCAUACGCGGACAGAGCAAGCCAGCCAACAGAAACAGCAUACUGAGUCUGGGAGGCGGCAUGUUGGGCAAGGCGAAAAAUAUGCUUGGAAUGGGCCCCCAGUACUCUGAGAUGGACCUCCCGCUGACGAAGACUGGCGCACAAGGCUCGCGGGCGGAUAGCGGAGGGCUUGAAGAGCGGGCGAAGGCGCCACCUAAGAAGUUCGAUGCUGGCAAAUUCAAGUUCGGCUUUGGAAGAGGAGCACCGGAUCCCUCUAAACUAGGGCCACGCAUAAUACACUUGAACAAUCCCCCCGCGAACGCGUCCAACAAGUAUGUCAACAAUCAUGUGUCGACUGCGAAAUACAACGUUGCCAGCUUCCUCCCAAAAUUCCUCUUUGAGCAGUUCUCCAGAUACGCCAAUCUUUUUUUCUUGUUCACCGCCAUCUUACAGCAGAUACCCAACAUAUCACCUACGAACCGAUAUACCACAAUCGUUCCUCUAAUCAUCGUUUUGCUCGUCUCCGCCAUCAAGGAGCUUGUUGAAGAUUGGCGGCGGAAGACCCAAGACAAGUCACUCAACAACUCUAAGGCGCGUGUCUUGAAGGGCUCGAGCUUCCAGGAUGUUCGAUGGGUCAACGUCGCUGUAGGAGACAUUGUCCGAGUGGAGUCAGAAGAACCAUUCCCCGCAGAUCUAGUCCUUCUAGCAUCUUCAGAGCCAGAAGGGCUGUGCUAUAUCGAGACAGCGAAUCUUGACGGAGAGACCAAUCUCAAGAUCAAGCAGGCGAUACCGGAAACCGCGGACUUGGUCAGUCCGGCGGAGCUGAGCCGACUUGGUGGCAGGCUACGAUCAGAGCAGCCCAACAGCAGUCUGUACACGUAUGAGGCCACUCUCACUAUUGCGGCCGGCGGAGGUGAAAAGGAGCUUCCGCUCCAGCCUGACCAGCUUCUGCUUCGUGGAGCUACGCUAAGGAACACGCCUUGGAUACAUGGAGUAGUCGUGUUCACAGGCCACGAAACGAAGCUGAUGCGGAAUGCGACCGCAACGCCAAUCAAGAAGACUGCAGUUGAGAGAAUGGUCAAUUACCAGAUCCUUAUGCUUGGUGCAAUCCUGAUCUCACUCAGCUUGAUCAGUUCGAUCGGCGAUGUCAUUGUCAGAGCAACGGCAAGCUCGAAACUGGCAUAUCUUGAGUAUGACGACUACAAUGCAGCACGGCAGUUCUUCUCUGAUAUCUUCACCUAUUGGGUCCUCUACUCGAAUCUUGUCCCAAUUUCACUUUUCGUCACUAUCGAAAUCGUCAAGUACUACCAAGCCUACCUGAUUGACUCAGAUCUCGACAUCUACUACGACAAGACAGACACGCCGGCCAAUUGCCGAACAUCGUCCCUGGUCGAAGAGCUGGGACAGAUCGAGUACAUCUUUUCGGACAAGACCGGCACGUUGACAUGCAACCAGAUGGAGUUCAGGCAAUGCUCGAUCGGGGGCAUUCAAUACGCCGACGAGGUUCCGGAAGACCGACGGGCAACAAUGCAGGAUGGUGUCGAGAUUGGUAUCCAUGACUUCAAGAGGCUCGCCGAGAACGGGAAGAAUCACAGGACGAGCGACACGAUACACCACUUCCUUGCUCUGCUAGCGACGUGCCACACCGUCAUACCCGAGAAGAACGACGAAAAGCCGGGCUCAAUUAAGUACCAGGCCGCCUCACCCGAUGAAGGGGCCCUCGUAGAAGGAGCAGUCUUGCUUGGAUACCGCUUCGUUGCGCGUAAGCCGCGGUUGGUGACCAUCACCGUCGAAGGGCGGGAGUAUGAGUACGAGUUGCUAGCUGUGUGCGAGUUCAACUCGACAAGGAAGCGAAUGUCCACCAUAUUUCGCUGCCCGGACGGGAAGAUCAGGUGUUACUGCAAAGGCGCCGACACUGUCAUCCUAGAGCGGAUGAGCAAGAACAACCCCAUCGUAGAAGUCACAUUACAGCACUUGGAAGAGUACGCCGCGGAAGGUCUGCGUACGCUUUGUCUUGCGAUGCGCGAAGUCCCUGAGCACGAGUUUCAGGAGUGGUGGAAGGUCUUUAACACUGCGCAGACGACUGUCAGCGGGAAUCGUGCCGAGGAGCUUGACAAAGCUGCUGAGAUCAUUGAGCAUGACUUCACCUUACUUGGAGCUACGGCCAUUGAAGACAAGCUGCAGGAUGGUGUUCCAGAUACCAUACAUACGCUACAGACAGCAGGUAUCAAGAUCUGGGUCUUGACAGGUGAUCGGCAGGAGACGGCCAUCAACAUCGGCAUGAGCUGCAAGUUGAUCAGCGAGGAUAUGACACUACUGAUGGUCAACGAGGAGAACGCAGAAGGCACGCGAGACAACUUAUCCAAGAAGCUUAACGCUAUACGAAGCCAAUCGGCCGGCGGCAUCGAGAUGGAAACGCUGGCCCUUGUCAUCGACGGCAAGUCCUUAACUUUCGCGCUGGAACGGGAUAUGGAGAAGAUGUUCCUUGACCUAGCUGUAAUGUGCAAAGCUGUGAUCUGCUGCCGAGUAUCUCCUCUGCAAAAAGCGCUCGUCGUCAAACUAGUCAAACGCCACCUCAAAGCCAUCCUCCUCGCCGUCGGCGACGGCGCAAACGACGUCUCCAUGAUCCAAGCCGCCCACGUCGGCGUCGGCAUCUCCGGCGUCGAGGGUCUCCAAGCCGCUCGCUCCGCCGACGUCGCCAUCGGCCAAUUCCGCUACCUGCGCAAGCUGCUCCUCGUGCACGGCUCGUGGUCCUAUCAGCGCGUCUCAAAAGUAAUCCUCUACUCCUUCUAUAAAAACAUUGCGCUCUUCAUGACGCAAUUCUGGUUCUCGUUCCAAAACUCCUUUUCCGGACAGGUGAUUUACGAGUCGUGGACGCUGAGUUUCUACAACGUAUUUUUCACGGUGCUGCCGCCAUUUGUGCUGGGUAUCUUCGACCAGUUUGUCUCGGCACGCUUGCUGGAUCGGUAUCCGCAGCUGUACCAGCUCAGCCAGAAGGGCGUGUUUUUCAAGAUGCAUAGCUUUUUCUCGUGGAUCGCGAAUGGGUUUUAUCACUCUCUGAUCUUGUACUUCGUCUCUCAGGCUAUCUGGCUGUGGGACCUGCCGCAGGGCGACGGCAAGGUCGCGGGACAUUGGGUUUGGGGCACGGCGCUGUAUACCGCUGCGCUGGCCACGGUGCUCGGCAAGGCAGCUCUCAUCACGAAUAUCUGGACGAAAUACACUGUCGCGGCGAUUCCGGGCAGCAUGAUCAUCUGGAUGGUGUUCCUGCCGAUCUAUGCAAUUGUGGCGCCGAAGACCGGGACCAGCACGGAGUAUGUGGGCGUCAUUGGGAGGCUGUUCACGAGUCCGGUAUUCUGGCUCAUGGGGCUAGUAUUGCCGGUGCUGUGCUUGUUGAGGGAUUUUGCGUGGAAGUAUGCGAAACGCAUGUACUACCCGCAAGCCUACCACCACAUACAGGAGAUCCAGAAGUACAACAUCCAGGAUUAUCGGCCACGGAUGGAACAAUUCCAAAAAGCAAUCCGCAAAGUGCGCCAAGUACAGCGCAUGCGCAAGCAGCGCGGCUACGCCUUCUCCCAGACGGACGAGAGCCAGGCGCGUGUGCUGCAGGUGUACGACACCACGCGGGAGAGGGGGCGGUAUGGCGAGAUGGCGAGUUCGAGGACAUGA